ACUCAGCGUCCCGCUGCUUACAAUGGUGCUUGUCAAAAGCCGGUUACAACACUGUGCUGACUUUUCGCUUUGCUUCGUUUGGUUAGGCUGCACCGACAAGCCUGCAGUGAUUUAAAGGGGGUUGUCUGUAAAAGCUCUGAAAAGCUAUUUUUAAAAGUUAGUAUGAACCGAUGACGCCCUGUCGAGCUGCAUUGUUCUGCAUCGCCUGUUAUUGAAGGGAUAUCGAUCUGGUCACAGUGUGCCCUUAAGGCAGCAGCAGCGUGCAGAAUGAAAGAUGCAAGCUGAGGCUUGGAAUUAGUAGUAGUAGCAGGUCGAGAGGGCUGCGCAGCUCAUGUACACGUUUUAGGCUUGUCGUCCAGCCUUUAGGAAGUACCGAAACGAGCCAGGAAAGCCCGCCCGUGCUGUGGUGCACUGCUCCCUGGGUGAAGAAUGACUGAGUAUAAAUUGGUGGUGGUGGGUGCUGGAGGUGUGGGCAAGAGCGCUCUUACCAUCCAGCUCAUCCAGAACCACUUUGUGGAUGAAUACGACCCAACUAUAGAGGAUUCGUAUAGAAAGCAGGUGGUGAUUGACGGAGAGACCUGCCUACUGGACAUCCUGGACACAGCAGGUCAGGAGGAGUACAGCGCCAUGAGAGACCAGUACAUGAGGACCGGAGAGGGCUUCCUCUGUGUCUUUGCAAUCAAUAACACAAAGUCAUUUGAGGACAUUCACCACUACAGAGAGCAGAUUAAGAGAGUGAAAGACUCUGAGGACGUCCCCAUGGUGCUGGUGGGAAAUAAGUGUGACCUGCCGUCACGUACGGUGGAUACUAAGCAGGCUCAGGAUUUAGCACGCAGCUAUGGAAUUCCUUUCAUCGAGACCUCAGCAAAAACGAGACAGGGUGUUGACGACGCCUUUUACACAUUAGUCCGAGAAAUUCGAAAGCACAAGGAGAAGAUGAGCAAGGAAGGCAAGAAGAAAAAAAAGAAGUCCAAGACAAAGUGUAUACUAAUGUGAAUAAUGCCUCCAUUUCAGUAUCGACUCUGAACAGCUGAAAUAUGAAAGAACUGCAUUUUGUACAUUACACUAAAUUAUUAGCCUCUUCAACAUACAGAACGGAUCGCGGUUUUCAUACAUUUGCUCUCUACAAACAAAUAAGCUUUUUCUUGUCUGGUGCCAGUUGCCCCAAAGUGUUGGUCCUGCAUUGUUGUUGACUGUACAAGUUGUGAAAUUAUUUUUUUAUUAGUUUUUUUGCUUUUCUUUUGUUGUUUGUGAAUAUUAGGUGUUUUUUUUUUUCUUCCCUAAAUUGCUCCAAUCCAGCAGAUUAAUCGUAUUUAGCAGAAUAUGCAUAAAUAGGCAACACACAAAUAUGUGCCUCUUAAUUUUAAAAGUGAAUAUUUGGAUGUAUGAUUUAGGGCCAUAGCGCAAACAAGUGCAUGCAGUGCAAGGAAUGCAUUGAACUAUUGCUUUUAAUCGUUGUACUGAUAUUAACGGCAACAAGGCAGUGAUUUGGAAAAUUUUUGUAAUGUAUUUAAUGGUUUGCACAACUUUUCAAAUUUGAAAGUGUCAGGCAUAUUGAAGCGUCUUAAAGUAGGACCAACGCUGUUUGGGGUGUUUUUUAAUUUUUUUUUAUUAUAAUAUAGCUCCACCACUGUGUAACACAAGCAUGCAGGCUUCCAUUCUAGUCUAUUUACAGAUCCAUGUCAGCCUUUAAAAGUGUGUCGGUUGUAAGCUCUAAACUUUGAUUUUUUUCAAUUGCAUGCUGUUCUUUUCUGUAAUCUCCUCGAGAAAAGCAAAGAGUUUUAAAAUACUGUGUUAAACAGCCAAUGUUGUGUAAGUGGGGUAGUUUUAGCCCGUGCGCCCUUUAACAUGUCUACAUUGCAUUCUUUCACAGCAUUUAUUAUUUACCGUCUUUUCAAGUUUAUUGUUCUGGUUUUAAUGUUGAGUUUAGAGACUAACAGUACUAGACACACUAAAAGAAGUGGUGUUGGAGUAAAGAAAAAAUGGUCUGAAACAUGGGUUUCUGCAGCAUAGAGCUAAGGUUUGUGAUAUAUGCUUCAAAAGGUUCUUUGUCUGAUGCUGUAGAUGAACCACUUUUGGUUCCAAGAAGAAGCAUAGUAGUUUAAGGACCUGUCCACACACAUCUGAAUAUUUAAAAAAAAAAAAAAAAGAUGUAUCUGUUUUAGCUUCCUGUCCAUAUUCAAACUGCUUUUGACCUAAUUUGUGGUCUCUAAAAAUGGAAUUCGAAUCUCAAUUAGUGUUUGUCAAAAUUCAUAAAUAUUAUUGAACACCUGUAUGCUACUGUUUUUUACACACACACGGCUUUGUUUUGAUUUAGAGUUUGUGACAUGCAUACUACACUACAUGUACAGAAAUAAUUUUAUAAGUAAAUGUGAGAAUUUUAAUACACAGAUAUGUGUGGACAUAAUCUUAGACUGUAGAGUUUCUAAUGUUUAAAACCAGUGGAGGCCUAUGUUUCCUCUCCUCUCCUUUUUUUUUUUUUUUUUUUUUUAA
Astyanax mexicanus (Mexican tetra) is the source of this 2493-nucleotide messenger RNA. It is a transcript of the gene kras, whose product is annotated as v-Ki-ras2 Kirsten rat sarcoma viral oncogene homolog. The record is from RefSeq and is a predicted model, not a curated record. The coding region runs from base 430 to 996 and encodes 188 amino acids. Gene Ontology annotation, biological process: Ras protein signal transduction. The transcript has 5 exons. NCBI's taxonomy places the organism in Eukaryota, Metazoa, Chordata, Actinopteri, Characiformes, Acestrorhamphidae. Gene Ontology annotation, molecular function: GTPase activity; GTP binding; GDP binding. Gene Ontology annotation, cellular component: plasma membrane.